CCACGGCUCCCAGCUGUCAUUCAAGCCAUCACAUCACCUCAACCGGGAUGUGGAUACCGACCCUAUCGCGGCGCUCAACAAUGGUACCAAAAAUGUGGUGUCCAAAAUGCUCGGAAAAUCCCUGGCGAUCAUCGCUCAGACGACCCACGAAGAAGGCGCUGAACAACCAGCACUGUCAUCUUGUACUGGAGUCACGCACCCCUCAACUAGGAUAGAGGCAAUGACGUCAAUUGAAUGACGUAGCCUGAAGCAACCCCCACGAGGAAAUGGCGCCAGAGCAGGGGGUCCGCAGGCAGGAGGCGCGGGUGUGGUCCGCCGUGAAACAAUUCCGUGCCUCGUCGGCCUCGGUCCCAGACCGCGCUACGCCGAAGGUGUACAUCGAUCGGAAUGGAUUCUCGGUCUAGCCUGGAGAAGCCGGGGAACCCUCAGCAGGCCGCGCUCGGUGACUUGAGGUCGCUGUUGGGUGCUUUCGUGCGGAAACCUCGCGGGGACGCCCAUGGCAUCGCAGUUGACCAUCCAGCUGUGGCGGAGGCCAAACGUCGCGCCCUACAGAACGGUGGCCCCUUCGACCAUUUCCCUCUACCUUCACCGUCCCAGACGGACCGAGAGCUGUUGGAAAAAGGAGCGGAACAGUGCCACUUCACCUCCGCCAUUCUUCACGGUAUCAAUCACGAAGAUGGGCGUGAGGCAGGCACUCCCUAUCUUACGGAUGGAGACGGCAACUGCUUGUUGAACGCCGUGGCCAUGCUGCUCGUGAAGAAGCAACCACGUGGGGUCAGGAACGCCGUGAAGACGAUGGCAGCUCAGCUCCGGCUGGGGAUUGUCGUGGAAGGCUUGCGCAACAUCGAGGUGUACCUCGAUCGCCAGUAUGAGUUCUACGGCACGUGGUACAACUAUGUGGAUCAGGUGGUGUUCGACCUGAA
Messenger RNA from Ectocarpus sp. CCAP 1310/34, 923 nucleotides. The record is from the annotation of a GenBank genome assembly. Lineage: Eukaryota; Phaeophyceae; Ectocarpales; Ectocarpaceae.